AUGGUCACAGCAAAGAAGCUGGAUAAUUUCUUCGUGGGCCUUCGCAGGUUCGAGUCUAAUUCGAUAGGUCAUAAUUUGUCAGCCUGUACAGACGACUGCCAAAGUCAUCUUGACACAGGGACGAAGUGCUUCUUCCCUCUUUUCUUCUUUCCUUCAUACGAUAUGAACGCCUCAUCUAUCUAUCUAUCUAUCUAUAUAUCUAUCUAUCUAUCUAUCUAUCUCUGUUCAUAUCUGUCUCUGCCUAUCUAUCUAUCUAUCUAUCUAUCUAUCUAUCUAUUUCUGUUCAUAUCUGUCUCUGCCUAUCUAUCUAUCUAUCUAUCUAUCUAUCUAUCUAUCUAUCUAUUUCUGUUCAUAUCUGUCUCUGCCUAUCUAUCUAUCUAUCUAUCUAUCUAUUUCUGUUCAUAUCUGUCUCUCCUCAUCAUCUAUUCAUCUAUCUAUCUAUCUAUCUAUCUAUCUAUUUCUGUUCAUAUCUUGUCUCUGCUCAUCUAUCUAUCUAUCUAUCUAUCUAUCUAUCUAUCUAUCUAUCUAUCUAUUUCUGUUCAUAUCUGUCUCUGCCUAUCUAUCUAUCUAUCUAUCUAUCUAUCUAUCUAUCUAUCUAUCUCUGUUCAUAUCUGUCUCUGCCUAUCUAUCUAUCUAUCUAUCUAUCUAUCUAUCUAUCUAUCUAUCUAUUUCUGUUCAUAUCUGUCUCUGCCCAUUCAUCUAUCCAUCCAUCUAUCCAUCUAUCUCCAUCUAUCUAUUCAUAUCUGUCUCUGCCUAUCUAUCCAUCCAGUUCAUAUCUGUCCCUGCCCAUCUAUCUAUCUAUCUAUUCCAUCUAUCUAUCCAUCUAUUUUUCAUCUGUCCCCUCAUCCAUCCAUCCAUCCAUCCAUCCAUCCAUCCAUCCAUCUAUCUCUGUCCAUAUCUGUCUCUGCCCAUCCAUCCAUCCAUCCAUCUAUCCAUUUCUGUUCACAUCUGUCCCCUGCUCAUCCAUCCAUCCAUCCAUCCAUCCAUCCAUCCAUCCAUCUAUUUCUGUUCAUAUCUGUCUCUGCCCAUCCAUCUAUCAUCCAUCCAUCUAUCCAUUUCUGUUCUGUUCAUAUCUGUCUCUGCUCAUCUAUCUAUCUAUCCAUCUAUCCAUCCAUCUAUCUAUCUAUUUCUGUUCAUAUCUGUCUCUGCCUUCAUCAUCUAUCUAUCUAUCCAUUCAUCUAUCUAUCUAUCUAUCUAUUUCUGUUCAUAUCUGUCUCUGCCCAUCUAUCUAUCUAUCUAUCUAUCCAUUCAUCUAUCUCUGUUCAUCUGUCUCUGCUUAUCUAUCUAUCUAUCUAUCUAUCUAUCUAUCUAUCCAUUCAUAUCUGUCCCACCAUUCAUCUAUCUAUCUAUCUGUCUAUCUAUCUAUCAUCUAUUUCUGUUUAUAUCUGUCUCUCUGUCUGUCUGUUCAUUCAUCUAUCUAUCUAUGUUUAUAUCUGUCUUCUUUGCCCAUAUCUAUUCAUCUAUCUAUCUAUCUAUCCAUCUAUCUAUGUUUAUAUCUGUCUAUCUAUCUAUCUAUCUAUCUAUCUAUCUAUCUAUCUAUCUAUCUAUCUAUCUAAAUCUGUUCAUAUCUAUGUGGAAACUCAUCCCACACAUUAA
Messenger RNA from Acanthosepion pharaonis, 1596 nucleotides. The record is from the annotation of a GenBank genome assembly. Lineage: Eukaryota; Metazoa; Mollusca; Cephalopoda; Sepiida; Sepiidae.